UAUCAGGCGGAACCACAUUUUGUCUUCAGUCGUGCUCUGUCUCUCGUUGCUGACGGAACUACGCUUGUCAAUCUGAAAUCCUGAUAUUAAGAUUUCUGCGAAUUAUUUGAUUUUAUAUUCCAUAUCCACUGAUAAAACUAUCACCGAAUAUGUCUAUGGACUCUCAGUCAUUUGGGGGUUCUAAUUUCUUCACCCUGCAGGGAAACAUUUUGACAGAAAACCUGUUUUCAGCGACUCAUUCUGAUUUCAUGAAAGGUUCUAAUUUGAUGCAAGAUGUGAUGCUGAAUAACGAUUCUGAAAGUGCAGGCCUUGUAGUAGCUGGUGAGGUAAGUGGGGUGGAUGAUGGGUAUGACACAAACUCAGAUUUAUCAUCCCCCAUGUCUGCCAAAAGUGAUUGGGGAGAAGCAUCAACACCCUCAAGUACUGGAUCUAGCCAUGAUGAAGGAUUAUCCGCUGAUGAUAACUCCCUAUUAUCUUCAUUCCUGGAUGAGGAGACCUGUUUCAGUCAGUGGGAGCAGUCAUUUGAAUGUGCGGGCAAGAGCCCAGUCAUAAAUGAACCAAUCCUGGAACUUUCACCAAGAAGUCCCAUGGUAGGCCUGCCUUCCUCUACUACACCCAAUGACCUUUCUGCUGCGCUUCACAAGCUCAUACAGCCCAGCCAACAAGGAGUUGAGACCCAAUCAGAGGCAUCCAAGCCCCUUAGGAAACGUUCAGCGACAUCUUUAAGCUCUUGCGGAAUUACCCCCAGGAAGAAGACACGCAAAUUUCCUAGUUUGAUCCAGACACUGCCAGAUAAACUCAAUGGAGGAGAGAUUCAGAUCACUGUUCAGCCAGAGAAGCAUCAUAGAGCAAGGUAUAGGACUGAAGGAAGCAGAGGAAGUGUCAAAGAUGACAGUGGUGAAACCUUUCCCAAACUUAAACUUCUUGGAAUCAACCAACAAGUUUUACUUCAAGUCUUUGUCGUCACUGACCAAGGGAAAGUUCGUCCUCAUGGUUAUUAUCAGGCUUGCAAGGUAACUGGACGUAACACGACCCCUUCUGAGGAAAAGGAUGUGGAAGGAACUACAGUUCUUGAGGUUCCGUGGGAGCCUGUUGAUGGAAAAAUGGAGAUCAGCGUUGACUGUAUUGGCAUCCUUAAGCUCCGGAAUGCUGAUGUUGAGCAGAGGAUAGGGCCCAUAAGGUCAAAGAGGAAGAGCACCUGUGUCCGGUUAGCUUUCAGAGUAAUCGUGCCUGCUUCUGAUGGUACCUUCAGCGUUCUGCAGACUGUCUCAAGAUCAAUAACCUGCACACAACCACUUGGGCAUCCAGAGAUAUUGAAGAAGAGUUUGAGUCGGGUUUCAGUGACUGGUGGAGAAGAACUGUUCAUCAUCGGAAAGAACUUCACAUCAAAGGCCAACACAGAAGUCAAGCUCAGACAACUAGAUGACUUGGGCAAAGUGACUUGGGAAGGAGAUUGUGAGAUUGACAAGGCCUUAUUUCAGAAUAACCACAUCGUGUGCAAGAUCCCUCCAUACCCAAACCAGAACUUGAGGAAGUCUGUGAUCGUGUACCUUGUUGUAACGGGCAAACCAAACCAAUGCAGCGAUCUAGAUGCCCAUCCUAUUGUGUAUCAGCCAAAAAUUGAUGAUACGGUCAAUCAAACACCUAUUGGUUUUGGGGACAAAAAGCCAGCUGUUGGGCUCGGAGUUGCCCCAUCAACUAUCGUCUUGCCGCCAACGCCAACAUCACCAGCUGAUUCGCGCAUGCAAGUCACAAACACAGUCUCGCCUACUCCUGUCAAGGUAGAGUCGCCUGUGAUACUUCAAGCUCCUCCUACACCCAGCCCUCAACCCAACGAGGAGGAAUUCGCUCUUACCCUGCAGAUGCUAGCCACUGCCUACCUGCAGAACAAGGAUAUGUACAACAAUCUCUUGAUGCAGACGACACAGGGUCAAGACAUGCUGUUCGAGAACGAGUUGGCAGAAAUGAUCAAUGAACAACCCCAAGCAAGACAGGACAUUGGUGUUAAUAACAUGGUCCAAGUUCCAGCUAAAGUAUCGGCUGAAGUGCCAGCAGUAGUUGAGCCAGAGACUGGUGAAUCUCAAAUCCUAAUGAACACACAGCUCGAUCUUUCCAAUGUUGCUUCAGAAAUAGCAGACAUCCUUACAAAUUCUGACCUUCCAUGCAUAACAGAUCCACAAGUGCUUGAACUAGAAGAUGUUCUUGAUGUUCUGAAUAAUAACUAAGGUAAGCUGCUAAGACUUCAAACUGAAGAUGGUAGAACAAAACAAAAAAAACAUCCAGCUACAUGGUGAGAAUUCUUUGACGACAUGCGACUGGGGAAGGAUCAAUAAGGCAUGCUGCUAGGGAUUUUGAAAGCAUUCAUUUUAGGCUUAGACGGGAAGGGAGGUUAAGGGGGAGGGGGUAGGUGGACUGAUGUGCUGCUUGGAGGAAACCGCAACUGUAUGUUAAGAUCCAUUGCUAAUGCUGCACUCUGCUGUCAUGCUGAUCGAGAAGAGGUUUUGUGAAUGAAGGUGGUGGGGGGGGGGUAUGGUAUUAAGUUCCUCCAGAGGGAAGGUUUGUGCAUUAAAAAUGCCUGUACAUGUUGUAGAUAGAACUUGUAAUUUACUAUAAAUAUGUUGAUAUGUAAUCUAUACAGAUAUAUUGUACAGCUAUAUUUAUUAUUUCUAUACAGAUUAUUCAUGGGCCAAAUGUGUUCAUUAUUCGGCUUUUGCCUUUAGUUUGAUUUUGCUUUAUAUUCAUCUGCUAAUGAGACCUCUAUUUUUGUAUUGGAGAAAACUCAUUUACAAACAGGAUUUAAAAAGUUUUUUUUUCCAAGUCUAAGGAAGGUAGGAAAAUUGAAGUCACCUUUAUAGCAUUGUAUUUAUACUUUGUGUUCAAAACGAACAGUACUGUUGUGCCUCAAAUGUGGGGUGUAUUUUUUUUUUUUUUUUAUGUACGACUGUUAUGAAGGUAUGUACUAACAUUGUUUGGAUAUUUGAAGGUGCCUGUAUUUGCUAAGGAAAGUUCAAAAAUUAUUUUGGCUAUUUGAUUUCCAUUGAAUCCGGUAGGAAUUAGUCCUGAAUCAACUAUUCAAGCAAUCAUAACAAAUUACCAGGGAAACCUUGCAAUGGUCUGGUUGUUUUUUUUUUUUUUAUAUAUAUAUAUAUAUAAAGGGAAUAGUGAUGGGCAAAAUUUGUUUUAAAAUCCAGACGAUGUUAGCAUGUUGCCUUAUAUAAUUACUACAACUCUUGCAAAUUAUAAGUGAAGAAGUCACAACACUUGCCAUAUGGGGUAGCUGAACUGAACUGGUUAUGUAUCUGGGAACUUGAACAGGAUAUAUCCCAUUUGAAGUCAUCUUUUAUUGCAGGACAGUUAGGGUAGGGGAAAAGAAGUGUGCCAGCACUGGCAUGAUACAUGACAAGGUUUUGUGUGGGGGGGGGGGGGGUGUCAAUGCGAAUCUCUUAAAAGUCUUAAUGUUUGGGGGGGGGGCAUAAAAAUGAUUUUUUUUUUAGGAAUUAGAUAAACAGGUACUCAUCCGUCCAUAUUACGUUGAGUGAUGCUAGCAGGAAAGCUGAAUUUUGUGGUGCCAAAACCGGAUUCAUUCACUAUCAGACUAUUAAUGCCCAUGACUAUGCCAGCAUUAUCCAGUUUAAAAGUGUACUGGUGGAUAGAAUCGCAUGUUUUCUAUGUGAUGCCCUAUAUUUAUUUUAUGGUUCAUUACUAAAGCAAAGAUAACACAUGUUUUUGCAACUGUUGAGAAAAAAUCUAAAACGUGAGUGUCUUGUGUAAGCGCUCUACUGUAAAAAAAAAAGGCUUAAUAAAAAAUAAAAUCAAGAAAACUA
Lytechinus variegatus (green sea urchin) is the source of this 3824-nucleotide messenger RNA. Its product is annotated as nuclear factor of activated T-cells 5-like. Lineage: Eukaryota; Metazoa; Echinodermata; Echinoidea; Temnopleuroida; Toxopneustidae. Gene Ontology annotation, molecular function: RNA polymerase II cis-regulatory region sequence-specific DNA binding; DNA-binding transcription factor activity, RNA polymerase II-specific; transcription factor binding. Gene Ontology annotation, biological process: regulation of transcription by RNA polymerase II. Bases 150 to 2225 code for a protein of 691 amino acids. The record is from RefSeq and is a predicted model, not a curated record. The transcript is spliced from 11 exons. Gene Ontology annotation, cellular component: transcription regulator complex.